ACAUUAUCAUAAGACGUACAUGAGCCAAACAGCCCAAAAAUAACCAAGUAACCCAACAAAACAACCAUGCAUGUCUUAGUACUGUCAAUUAUAGUACUACUACUCUCGACAAUAAUUCCAACAUGGUCUAUAACACCAAUGACCAUGUUUACUGCCCCGAACAUCACCAAACUCGGUUGCCCGCGCAAGUGCGGCAACCUCACCGUCCCCUACCCAUUCGGGGUCGGCUUGGCGUCCGGCUGCUCGAGAGGUGUGUGGUACGACAUCUUUUGUAUGACUUCUUUCGAUCCUCCGAAAGCGUUUCUAGCAGCAGCUCAUGAUAAAGGUCGAAAUGCGAUGGAGAUCCUCGACAUAUCUGAAUCUCACAUUCGUCUUAAGAACCAAGUUAGUUAUAAGUGUUUCAACUCAACGGCUACAACAUCCCCUUUUUUUUCGGACUCCACUAGCUUCAACCUCUUCACGGCUCGUGCUCCCUACACUGUGUCAGCCUCUGCAAACAGGCUAUUCGCUGUGGGGUGCCAUGACUUCUCCCACUUCUCUGGAAGCUCUGAAGCCACUCGCAUAAUGACCUCCAGCAAUGGAGGUACCUCAUGCACAAGCAAUUGCAGCUCCGACGCCAAGGACGUGGUCGCUGGGCAAUGUGAGGGCGUAGGAUGUUGCCAAGCAGCUAUUCCUAGAGGAUUAAGGUCUUAUUCGGUUAGUCUUGAUCUCAAAAGUAAUCACACAACAACCACAUCUUACAACCCUUGUGGGUAUACAUUUGUGGCAGAUAGAGAAAGUUUCAAAUUUCACGGGAUUUCAGAUCUCGAUGACCCCAAUUUUAUAAAUAGGACAAUGUAUGAAGCUCCAUUGGUGCUAGAUUGGGUGAUACCCAAUACUACAUGCGCCAAUGCUCGGCGUGAUCUCGAAACUUACGCGUGUAAGGAGAACACUACUUGUGUUGAUGCGGCCGAUAGUGGCAUCGGAGGGUAUCGUUGCAGUUGUCGUCCAGGCUAUGAGGGCCAUCCUUAUCUUUCUCCUGGUUGCUCAGAUAUAAAUGAAUGUGCUGAUGUAGAUAAAAGUCCGUGCUCCAUGAUAUGCACAAAUACUCCAGGAAACUACACUUGUUCUUGCCCGUCUGGAUAUACCGGUGACGGUAGAAAAGAUGGAACGAAAUGCCAGAGACCAUUUCCUGUUUUGCAGGUUGGAUUAGGUGUUGGAUUUGGCUCCUUAUUUUUACUCAUUACUGGAAGUUGGCUAUGCUUGGCAAGUAGAAGAAGAAGGUUAAUGCAAAUGAAAGAGAUGUUCUUCCAAAGAAAUGGAGGUUCAUUGUUGAAGCAACUAAUCAACCCCAGCAAACAAGAUAACAUGGAGCAAAUAAAGGUAUAUACUAUUGAUGAAUUGAAGGUCGCCACCAUGAAUUUCAAGGAUGAAAGAAUCGUUGGUCGAGGUGGUUAUGGUACAGUUUACAAAGGAUUUUUAGCAAAUAAUGAAAUUGUUGCGGUUAAGAGAUCAAAGUUCGUGGAUGAGGAUCAAAUUGAACAAUUUAUUAACGAGUUGAUCCUUCUUGGACGAAUAAGACACCCAAACGUGGUACGACUUCUAGGAUGUUGUCUCGAGGUAGAAGUGCCAUUACUAGUGUAUGAGUUUAUCUCCAAUGGCACACUAUAUGAUCAAAUUCAUAAUCGAAAUGGCGCUUCUUGGUAUUCAUGGAGCAAUUGUUUGCGGAUCUCCAUGGAUUCGGCUAAUGCUCUAGCACAUAUUCAUACGGUACCCAUAUUUCAUCGAGACAUUAAGUCCCAAAACAUUUUACUAGACGAUAGUUAUACGGCAAAAAUAUCUGAUUUUGGAGCUUCAAGAUUGAUUCCGUUACAUGAAACUCAUUUGUCCACGGUGGUCCAAGGUACACUAGGAUAUCUUGAUCCAGAAUACUUUUUUUCAAGUCAAUUGACGGAGAAAAGUGAUGUGUAUAGCUUUGGCGUAGUUUUGGCCGAGCUCUUGACAAGGACAAAGCCAAUUUUGCCGGAGAGGCUAACUGAAGAGCAUAAUCAAAAUUUGGCAACAUACUUUGUCAAGUCUAUGCAACAAGAUAAUAUAAUCAAAAUUCUAGAUUCUCAAUUGGUUGCAGAAGCAACUAAAGAGCAACUCACCUCGAUUGCUAAGCUUGUAGUGCGAUGCUUAAGUCUUCAAGGUAAUGAUAGGCCAACAAUGAAAGAAGUGGCGACGGGUCUUGAAAAAUUAUGGGAGCAAACGACGUACUUGUCGCCGAGAAAGAGGUAG
Molecule: messenger RNA, 2259 nt
Organism: Beta vulgaris subsp. vulgaris (sugar beet)
Lineage: Eukaryota; Viridiplantae; Streptophyta; Magnoliopsida; Caryophyllales; Amaranthaceae
Product: wall-associated receptor kinase 2
Exons: 4
Coding region: 67-2259 (730 amino acids)
Biological process (GO): cell surface receptor signaling pathway; protein phosphorylation
Cellular component (GO): plasma membrane
Molecular function (GO): polysaccharide binding; ATP binding; calcium ion binding
Source: RefSeq, a predicted model, not a curated record